AUGACGUUGAGCCGGGAGAAGGAUGUUCUCGCCAGCGUGUGCACGGUCGCUUCUGCAGUCGAGCGCCUCGAGGCAGCAUGCUCGCGCUUCAAGGCCCUCGGCGAGAGCUCGGCAAUCGGCGCGCCGGCAGACACCGCCGACCUCCAGUGCAGCCUCGCCCGUGGCCGAGACCAGCUCUCGGCGCUCGAGAGCACGCUGCGCGCGCUGCACAGCAGCCGUCAGGUGGUCGCCGUCGCGCCCACGCCGGCCGAGCUGCAGCCGCCGUGCGUCGACGUCACGUACUCCGACGGCGGGCGCCGUGUCUCCGCCGCGGGCCGCGACGCCUCCGGACGCUCUGGCGGCCCUCCGCCACCGUCGCCACAGGCGUACUACAAUGCGGAAAGGGCCCAGGAGGAGGCGUACUACAAUGCGGAAAGGGCCCAGGAGGAGGCGUACUACAAUGCGGAAAAGGCCCAGGAGGAGGUGUGA
This is a messenger RNA of Emiliania huxleyi CCMP1516, 468 nucleotides long. RefSeq lists its product as hypothetical. The transcript is spliced from 4 exons. Bases 1 to 468 code for a protein of 155 amino acids. NCBI's taxonomy places the organism in Eukaryota, Haptophyta, Isochrysidales, Noelaerhabdaceae. The record is from RefSeq and is a predicted model, not a curated record.